AUGGCUAAAGAAAUUAAAGAUAUCAAAGAAUUCGUUGAAUUAGCUAGAAGAGCUGAUGUUAAAUCUGCUGUUGUUAAAGUUAACUCCAAAAUUAACGCUAACGGUAAAAAAUUCAAACAAACUAAAUUCAAAGUUAGAGGUUCAAGAUACCAAUACACUUUAGUCGUCAACGAUGCUGGUAAAGCUAAAAAAUUACAACAAUCAUUACCACCAACUUUAGAAAUCACCACUUUAUAA
Messenger RNA from Yamadazyma jaroonii, 237 nucleotides. Lineage: Eukaryota; Fungi; Ascomycota; Pichiomycetes; Serinales; Debaryomycetaceae. The record is from the annotation of a GenBank genome assembly.